This is a messenger RNA of Monopterus albus (swamp eel), 6697 nucleotides long. It is a transcript of the gene stxbp5a, whose product is annotated as syntaxin binding protein 5a (tomosyn). NCBI's taxonomy places the organism in Eukaryota, Metazoa, Chordata, Actinopteri, Synbranchiformes, Synbranchidae. Gene Ontology annotation, molecular function: myosin II binding; GTPase activator activity; syntaxin binding. The record is from RefSeq and is a predicted model, not a curated record. Gene Ontology annotation, biological process: Golgi to plasma membrane transport; exocytosis. The transcript is spliced from 27 exons. Gene Ontology annotation, cellular component: cytoplasm; SNARE complex; plasma membrane.
GGUGCAGUGGGGCAAAACCCGAUUCUGUGUGUGCCUGAGACUGACGGGAGCGAGGGGGCGUUGUCGCUGGGGACACAUGAGAGGAGGAGGAGAGAGAGGACUGGCAAGGUGGCGGGAUAUGUGUUGAAGCCUCUGCUCUGUCAGACAUGCGCAAGAGCGUCAGCAGCAGCACCAUCACCAUCACCACCGCUGUGUUGCGUAGCCGCCUUGGCUGAGCGGCACACACAGCGGAGAGGAGAGGGGAGGGGAGGGAAGCCGAUAGGAAAAGUGGACCCACCGAGACGCAGUGGGCCACAGCACGGACUCCGAACAAAUUACAACGUGCCAGCCACCCGUCUCCAAAUUCACACGUCAAGAAGCGACCUGUGCGGUGCGCCCCAGCGCCUUCCAGCAUGAUGACUGCGCUAAAAGACAAGCACUAAAAUGUGACAUUUACAGAGGAAGUCAGAAGAGAGAGCGAGCCUGUGUGUUUAUCUUUUGCGGGUGAUCUCCGUUCCGUGCUCUGCAGUUUGAAAAUGAAGAAGUUCAACAUCAGGAAGGUGCUGGACGGUUUGAAAGAGGUGUCCUCCUCCACCCCGUCUGUCCAAGUGGGGCCACAGGAGAACCAUCUGAUCCAGGAGACCCUCCAGUCCGAGCAUUUCCAGAUCUGCAAGACUGUACGUCAUGGCUUCCCCUAUCAGCCGUCGUCCAUGGCUUUCGACCCCGUACAGAAGAUACUGGCCAUUGGCACCCAGAGCGGAGCUCUCAGAUUGUUUGGUCGUCCUGGUGUAGAGUGUUACUGUCAGCACGAAAGCGGAGCAGCCGUCAUUCAGCUACAGUUUCUCAUCAACGAGGGAGCGCUGGUGAGUGCUCUGGCUGAUGACAGUGUCCACUUGUGGAACCUGAGGCAGAAGAGACCAGCCAUCCUUCACUCCCUCAAGUUCAACAGAGAGAGAAUAACUUUCUGCUACCUGCCCUUCCAGAGUAAAUGGUUGUACAUCGGCACAGAACGAGGGAACAUCCACAUUGUCAACGUGGAGUCCUUUAUGCUCUCAGGCUACGUCAUCAUGUGGAACAAAGCCAUUGAACUGUCCUCCAAGGCUCACCCUGGACCCGUUGUCCAUAUAAGUGACAACCCCAUGGAUGAGGGAAAGCUUAUAAUUGGGUUUGAGUCUGGGAUUGUCGUCCUGUGGGAUCUGAAAUCAAAGAAGGCCGACUAUCGCUACACUUACGAUGAGGCAAUCCACUCAGUUGCCUGGCAUCACGAAGGCAAGCAGUUCAUUUGCAGUCACUCAGAUGGAACUCUGACCAUAUGGAACAUCAGAGGCCAGGGAAAGCCCAUACAGACAAUCACCCCACACGGAAAACAGCUGAAGGAUGGGAAGAAGCCAGAGCCUUGUAAACCCAUUCUCAAAGUGGAGUACAAAACCACUAGAAAUGGGGACCCCUUCAUAAUCCUGUCUGGUGGUUUGUCCUAUGACACUGUGGGCCGGCGGCCUUGUCUGACAGUAAUGUAUGGGAAAAGUACCGCUGUGCUGGAGAUGGACUACCCUAUAGUAGAUUUCCUCACACUCUGUGAGACUCCAUACCCUAAUGAUUUUCAGGAACCUUACGCUGUGGUGGUCCUUCUAGAAAAGGACUUGGUGGUGAUCGACCUUGCACAAAAUGGUUACCCCGUAUUCGAGAACCCCUAUCCUCUGACUAUUCAUGAGUCUCCUGUGACCUGCUGCGAGUACUUUGCCGACUGCCCUGUGGACCUCAUACCUGCACUUUACUCUGUUGGCUCACGGCAGAAACGACAGGGCUACAGCAAAAAGGAAUGGCCAAUUAGUGGUGGAAACUGGGGUCAAGGUACACAAAGCUACUCAGAGAUCAUCAUUACUGGGCAUGCUGAUGGAACUGUGAAGUUCUGGGAUGCCUCUGCAAUAAUGCUCCAGGUGCUCUAUAAGCUUAAAACAGCCAAGGUGUUUGACAGAAACCGGUCCAAGGAAGAUAAGGGCAGCGCUGAGGUGUUAGAUGAAGACCCCUUUGCCAUUCAGAUCAUGACCUGGUGCCCAGAGAGUCGUAUGCUGUGUGUGGCCGGGGUGUCAGCCAAUGUAAUCAUCUACCGCUUCAGCAAGCUGGAAGUAAUUACUGAGGUGGUGCAGUUACUAGAGGUGCGAAUGCAGUAUGAGCUGAACGACAUAGAGUCUCCAGAUGGUGUGGGCGGAGCAGGGGAACAGACAUCGGCGCUUCCAACCCCCGGUGCCUCCCCUCAGACAAGCGGCCCACCUUCACACCCCUCCACCAGCAGCAACAACUCUGAUGGCGGCACCGUGCCGUGCCUCAAAGUGCGCAGUACUUCUCUGAAGCAGUCUCCAGGUUACCAGGUAGAUUUGGUGGUCCAGUUAGUGUGGGUGAGUGGAGAGCCUCCUCAGCAGAUCACAAGUCUGGCGCUCAACUCCUCCUACGGCUUGUAAGCACACACACACGGUCACAUUGUAGACAAGGCAAGAACCAAACCAAAAUCUUUACUCCCAAAGACAGUAGUGCUCAACCUGGGGACGGUCGAGCUUUACGGCUCCAAUGACCCCUACCAGAGACAGCCCCGGUCGCCAAGAAAGACACGACAGCCUUCUGGAGGUCUGUGUGAUAUCAACGAGGGCUCAGCCACAUCAGAGGAUCGCUGCAAGUCCCCUACUUCAGUGUUGAUGUCAAACAGCAAUCUACAGCAGUUCUACAAUGGAGGUGGUAGAGGAGCAAAGAUGUCACGGAAAUUAAGCUUGCCUACUGAGCUAAAGCCAGACUUGGACCACCGGGACAAUUCUUUCAGCCGCUCACGCUCCUCCAGUGUCACCAGCAUCGACAAGGAAUCCAGAGAAUCCAUCAGCUCCUUCCAUUUCUGCGAGACAUUUGCCCGGAAAGGGGACAGCACUUUGACACCCUGCCUGUUUGUGGGCACCUCACUGGGAACUGUACUGGCCCUAGCACUCGCAUUGCCACCUGCUGGGGAGCAACGGCAACUGCAGCCAGUUAUCAUUUCACCUACGGGCUUGUUGGUGCGACUCAAGGGCGCCAUCAUGCGGAUGGCUAUCCUGGACUCAGCAGGGUCCUUGCUGCCCCCUGCAUAUGAGCCUUGGUAUGAACCCAACAUUACAGCAGAUGGUGAAGAAAGAGAGAAGGUCCGUAAGCGCCGGCCCGUCUCCGUGUCGCCCUCCUCCUCCCAGGACCUGAAUGAGAGCCAGUACGCUGUAGUGUGUUCAGAGAAACAGGCCAAAGUCAUUUCCCUCCCCUCCCAGACUUGCAUCUACAAACACAGCAUCACAGAGACCUCCUUCAUCUUACAGGCCAAUGUGGUGCAGAUGAGCCAAGGCAUGUGUGUGGCGUGUUUCUGUGCCAACGGCCAUAUCAUGACCCUCAGUUUGCCAGGAUUAAGACCGCUCAUGGAUGUAAACUACCUGCCUUUGACAGACAUGCGGAUAGCCAGGACGUUCUGCUUCACCAACCUGGGACAGGCCAUGUACCUCUGCUCCCCCACUGAGAUCCAGAGGAUCACGUACAGCCAGGAGACCUGUGAAAACCUACAAGAGAUGCUGGGUGAACUUUUUACACCAGUGGAGACACCAGAGGCCCCCAACAGAGGGUUCUUCAAAGGUCUCUUUGGCGGAGGAGCACAGUCACUAGAUAGAGAGGAGCUAUUUGGUGAGUUAGUAGCUGGACGGGCAUCUCGAAGCCUGGCUCAGCACAUCCCAGGUCUGGGUGGCAUUGAGGGCAUGAAGGGGGCUGCCUCUGGCGUGGUUGGAGAUCUGGCACGUGCUCGAAUAGCUCUGGAUGAAAGAGGCCAGAAACUGGGUGAGCUGGAGGAGAGGACAGCUGCUAUGAUGGCCAGUGCAGAUACCUUUUCCAAACACGCCCAUGAGAUGAUGCUGAAGUGCAAAGACAAAAAAUGGUACCAGUUCUGAUUAGUAACAGGGGCGGAGCAGUAUUUCAUGGGCACGGCUGUCACCUUCCAUUGGCUCACCUGGACUCACAGUGAUCCCAGCGCUUGUCCAUCUGUUCAUUCAUCCAUCUCUCCAAGCCAUGUUCACUGAGACACUUGGGAUUUUCUUCCCUAGCACAAUGUUGAAUACUGUUCUUACCUCAGUCUUAAGCUGGAACUGAGGGGUAACCAGGGAAGGAAGGACAAGCUCAGAGGGAGCAAAUAAAAGGCGCCUUUUUUAUGUUCUUGUCUAUUUGUUUAUCUUCCUUCAACCUCUCCUCCGAGGUAGCCGACUGGCCUGCGCAGCUGGAGGUUCUUUGUUCUCAUUUGCCAAAAAAGUCCUUCACUGUUGUCUCCACUUUGAGCCCAUCGCGGGCCGCAUUCAAAUGAAUGAACACAGCUGAAAAAAAAAAGACAAAUACCUAAUGAAGAAACAGACUACAAAAAAUAUUCUUAAAAUGUAAAAAGAAGGAAAACAAAUCUAAAUACAUCCUUAUAUAUAAAUAAAUCUAAUAAAUGUGCAAUGCUGUAUUCACUUCUGAGUGACAAGUACUAAAGAAAGGGAUCAAGGAGACAAGGUGGGAAGGCCAAAGGAGGCAGCGUUGGAGAUCCACAGGAGGAGAGUGACACCUCCUCUAUGCAGAGUCACAGGGAUAAAAGCAACUUAUUUUGAUGUAAACUGGAUAUCUCAUCUCACCCAACCUCUAGACUCCCCCCGUAUCCCACAGACUUUCAUACCAACCAUUUGUGUGGGUGUUAAUUUCUCUUUUUUCCCCAUUCCCCCUAUUUGUUAUUCGUUGGGUUUUUUGGCUCUGUAUUACUGGAAAAUCUCUUAUUUUUCUAUUCUUGUGAAAGUGGAUGAUAUUUGGUUUGUUGAAAGAGGAUUUUGUGGCUUUUGUCUAACAACCAAUUAAUUUCUUCUUAUGAAAAGGGCUGGAAUUUAAAAAAGGAGGGCAAGGAUAUAAAAGGCAUAUAUCAUUUAGUACUCACCGACACACCAAGUGCAUAUGAACCAUACAUGUUUAUUGUUUACCUGAGGAUCUCAUCUAUUGACUUGUCCUGCCUCCCCCACCCAUUAAUGUCAUAAGCUUCCACAGUUAGGAUUAAUGUGACUAUACUGAUGAGAUCAGUGUUAAAUGCACUAAUAGUCUAGCCACAUUUGUUGGGUUUUCACGAGUUUCCAAAUUCUGAAGGGGGAUUACGUACACGUAAGUAGAAAGCCUAUUUAUGUGUAUUCAUAUAUGCAGGAUAAUAGAAAUAUGAAUGUGUAAUCCUUUAAAAACACAUUUCAUUUGUCCUUUGCUGACAUUUGCUUAGGCGAGAAAGUUGCCUGGGUGAUUCUUUUAUUAAUACUGUAUUUAUUUACUGAGGUGCAAGAGACAGUUGUGCUUGGUGUCAGAAACUUCAUCAAUAUCUUGUUUUCAUUCCCAUGUUUGCAGUAAAGCUCAAAUCUGGUGCAUCUAUGUCUACCAGGCUAUUAACCUUAAUUUGUAUAUAAGUAAAUAGUUUGACAAUCUAAGACCAACUGGAAAGUAAAUGUCAAGGUUGCUCCAGCAACAUAAGAGGAGAGAGGCCAUAUUUUUUCUGACACCAAAGAGUUGCUUUAGCUUUUCUGUUGUCAAUUGGCUUGUCACGCCAUGAGUCUCAGCACCAGACGCAGUAAUAUGUGUACUUCCAGACGGUUUCACAUGUGGAGUGCAGACCCAGGAUCAGGCCCAUUUAGGAAUAUUAUAAUCUUUGUCACCUUUCAGGGUUAAAGAAACUGAGCAAGUUGCAAAGGAACUCAGCCAUUUAUACUGUAGGAAUAUUGUGUUACAGUGUGUCAUAUAAUGUAACAGCUGGACAAAUGUUUGAUGUUUAAAGUGACCUAACUGCUGGGUGAUAAGAAACAAAACCCCGAAGCAUUCCACUAUGGCUCAGACACACAAUAUUUAUGGUAUUCAUCUAUGUGUGCACCCAUGUGUGAAUGUAUGUGUUUGUACUGUCUGUGUUAGGGUGUGUUCAUGUAAAUUAAGUGAUAUUACUGAUGAUGAUUUUGUUUAAUAAUUGAUGUUGAUGUCCUUGUCUCUCACCAAUCAGCAGUCUGUGCCCAGUUGAGUGUUUGUUACCCAACUAAAACCAAUGAUGACAAAAACUAAAUAGAAUAAUGAGCAUUAGAGGAUGACCUCUGAAUUCUGAUUCACACAGCGCCCCUUCACUUUUCAGUCCUUGCCUUUGUCCUCUGAUUUCUCUCUUUUUCUUCUUCUUCUUUGUGCUUAAUUGUACUGUGGAUGCUGGUAGGUAGCACUGUUGUUUCCCUUGUGGUGAAGAAGAGAUAAAAAAAAAAAAAGAUUCAUGAAAUACAGCUGGGUUUAUCUAGAGGUCAUCCCUGAAACCUUGUUCAGCAUCUUUCCCUCCAACCCAAGUGUUUAUAUGUGUUUGGUUUUUUCUUUUCUUUUUUUAAAUGUUGUAUACUUGUCUUUUCAUCUUUGAGUGAUUAGUUUCUUGUCCGUGCACUACAGUAUGCAGUGUUCCUACCCAAACAAUUCACAAAGUCAGACAACGACAAGAGGGAAUCCUGUCCAUUUGCCAUACACCAUCUUUUCUCCUGGAUUUAACAGUUAUCACUGAGUUGCAGUAUUUUUCUCAUUGUAGCCAAUUUUCUUGUACAGUUUUAUGCAACUUUCACAUGGAUGUUUAUGACUAUCUUCUGCCACAGAAGUUUAGAAAUUCUGUAGAUAGAGAUUACUGUGCAAUGGAAAAUAAAACUGGAAAAUGUAA